AUGUCAUAUCAUUCAAGACAACCUUCAGUUGCUUCUUCCCUAUUAUCUUCAUCAACUUUCAAUACUUCACAAAUAAACAAAAUUGGUCCUUGGAAAUUAGGUAAAACUCUUGGAAAAGGUUCAACUGGUCGUGUCUUAUUAGCUGAAAAUUUAAAUACUCAACAAAAAGCUGCUGUUAAAGUUGUAUCAAAAUCUGUCUUGAAUUAUUCUGAAAAUGGUGAUGAAAAAGGUCGUGAUGCUGCUGGUUUAGCUUAUGGUAUUGAAAGAGAAAUUAUUAUAAUGAAAUUAUUAAAUCAUCCAAAUGUCCUAAGAUUAUAUGAUGUUUGGGAAACUUCAAAAUCCCUUUAUUUAAUCUUGGAAUACGUUGAAGGUGGUGAAUUAUUUGAUUUAUUAGUUGAAAAAGGUCCCCUUUCAGAACAAGAAGCUCUUGGUUAUUUUAGACAAAUCAUACUUGGUGCUUCUUAUUGUCAUGCCUUGGGGAUAUGUCAUCGUGAUUUAAAACCUGAAAAUUUAUUAUUAGAUCAUAAUUUAAACAUUAAAAUUGCAGAUUUUGGUAUGGCUGCCUUGGAGAAUAAUGAUCGUUUAUUAGAAACAAGUUGUGGUUCACCUCAUUAUGCUGCUCCAGAAAUCGUUAGUGGGAAACAUUAUCAUGGGUUUGAAAGUGAUGUUUGGUCUUGUGGUGUUAUUCUUUUUGCACUGUUGACUGGUAGAUUACCAUUUGAUGAUGAAAAUAUUAGAUCUUUAUUAUUAAAAGUUCAAAAUGGUGUUUUUGAAAUGCCAAUGGAUAUUUCUAUUGAAGCCCAGGAUUUAAUUUCUAAAAUGCUUACAGUGGAACCAAAUCAAAGAAUUAAAACUCAUGAAAUCUUGUCACAUCCAUUAUUGUUAAAAUAUCCAUUAAGUGAAAUGGAUUCUAAAACUUUAAAUGAAUUACCAAGUCCAAAUACUUAUCUAAGUUCAAUUAAUUCAAUUGAAGAAAUUGAUCAACAAAUCUUGGAAAAUUUAAUCAUUUUAUGGCAUGGUAGAUCUAAACAAGAAAUCAUCAAGAAUUUAUUAAAACCAGAAUCAACAACUGAAAAAAUUUUUUAUUUCCUGCUACUACGAUACAGACAUAAUCAAUCAAAUAAUCAAUCAAGUCUUGCAAGAUCUUUAUCAAUCGCUAAAUCUGUUAAUGGAGGUGGUAAUAAUCGUAUGAGUGGGUUUUAUUCAUCAAGUUCUUCAAAUAAAACUCCAUCACCACAAAACAAUUCAAAUAGAACUCCAAAAAAAAAUAGAAGAUCUGUUAUUAGUGUUUCUUCAUCUCAUAGAAAAUCUGUUUCUUUUAAUACUAAAACCAAUAGAAGAUCUUUAAAAGAUUUAAAUGAUUUAUCAAAUAAUAAUAAUAAUAAUCAACAACAACAAUCACAACAACCACCAGUUCCAAAGAAUAUCAUGAAUGAUUAUACUUUCAGUGCUCCUCAACAAUCUGUUCCUAUUGCUUCUGGAUUAGGAUUACAAUCAAAUGGUUCAAAUAUUGCUCCAAUUGCUCCAAUUCAUUCUUCUGGUCAAGGUGUUAUGAAAAAAUCACAAUCUAAAAGAAGAUCAAUGAGAACUUCUUUAUUACCAUCAAAAAGAUCUUCUGUUACUUCGAAAUUAAUUGCAGUUUAUGCCAAAUUAGCAAAUGAUAAUGAUUGGGAAUAUAUUGAUAAAGAAGCCAAGAGAACUUCAUCAGAUUUUGCAACUCUUUGUGAUGAAAUUUUUGAACAUGAAAAACAUGAAAAAUUAAGACAAGAAAGAUUAAAAAUUGAACGUGCUAAACAAUUAGAAUUAGCUAGAAUUAGAGAAGAAGAAGAAGCUAAAUUAAAAGCUGAAGAAGAAGCUAAAAGAAUUGAAGAAGAAGCUAAACAAAGAGCUCUUGCUGAAGCUGAACUAAAUUCAAGAGGUGGUGUUGUUAUGGAUGAAGAUGAAUUUGGUAAUGUUAAUGGUGGUUCCAAGAUUGAUAAUAAUAAAUUACGUUCAGUAAGUGGACCAAAUGAACGAAUUUCUCAAAUUAUUGAUAAAGAUGAAAUUUCCAAGAUUCAACAAAGAGCUAUUUCUCAUCCUUUAACUGCAAGACCAAAAUCAAGAUUAGAUCCUGGUUUAAAUAUUAAUGAAAAAAAUUGGAGAACUUCAAAAUUUUAUUAUGAUGAAAAUGAUUCAGUUGUUCAAGCUAUUAGAAGAUCAAAAUUUCUUGGUUCAAAAUUUGAUUUAGAUUUAAAAAGAAAUGGAACUUUAAAUAAACAAAAACAAAUUCCAAAACAAUUUAAUGAUGAACAAAUUGAUAAUCAAGUUGAUAAUAAUAAAAGAUUAUCAAAAAUUGAAAAAAGAGAAUCUCAAGUUGUUGAUUAUAAUGGACCAAGAACUAUUGCAGAUGUUAAAAUUCCUCAAGUUACAAGAAAAUCAAGACAUUUUUCUGCAUCAAAUAAAAGAUUAUCAGUUUUAUCAAUGUAUUCAACAAAAGAUUCUUAUACAAAUUUAGCUGCUAAAUUAAAAGAAUUAGAUGAAGUUCCACAAACAAAUAAUUAUCAAGUUAAAAAAUCUUCACCAUUAAUUCAACAAGAAUCUCCAAAAAAAACUGCUCAAUCUCAUUCAAAAUCAAGUGGGUUAAGAUUAAGUUAUGCUGAUCGUUUAACUGCAUUACAAGAAUCAACUGAAGAAUCAACUCCAAUCUUGACAAAUGAUUCAAAUGAUGAUAAAUUGAAUGAAGUUGAUGAUGAAGAAGUUACUCAACAUGCAGAUGAUUCUAUGUAUAAAGGAUUAAAUAUUCCAGAUUUACCAGAUGAAUUAGAUCCAAUUUCUACAGCUAUUAAACCUAAAAAGAAUAAAAUUCCAAUUCAUCAAGAUUUUAAUAAUCCUCAACAUCAACAAAAUGAUAAACCAUAUAGAAGACAAUCACAAAUUGAAUCUAAAACUUUACCAAAACCAAAAAGAAAUGCUCCAACAGUUCCUGCUAAUGCAUCCAUAUCUACAACUCAAAUUCAUAAAGAUCCAUUACAAGAUGUUACAACUAGUAAUAACAAUAAUAAUAAUAAAAGAUCUGGUAGUGGUGGCUUCUUUAGAAAAUGGUCAUUAGGUAAAAAAGAUCCAAUUAUUAUUGAUGGUCAAGAACAACCAAUUCCACAAUCAACAAAUUUUUUCAAAAAAUUUACAUCAAAUCCAACACCUAUUCCUGGUAAGACUUUAAAUACAGUUUAUGAACCAAUGGAAAUGUAUCAAACUUUGAAAAGAUUAUUAAUGGGUUGGAAUGAUUAUGGUUUGAAAAAUAUUAAUGCUAAAGAUGAUUUAUUAGUUUUAGAAGGUGAAAUUUCUAAAAAUAAUAUUAUGAGUAUGAAUAGUACUAAAUUUAAAUUAAAUGUUGAAAAUUAUGGUAAGAAAGGUUCAUGUAUUAAAUUUGAAAAAAUUAAAGGUUCAACUAAAAGUUUUAAAACUUUAGUUAAUGAGAUUGAAAGAAUUUUAAAUAGAGAAAAUGUUUUAGCUUUUUCUAAUUGA
Hansenula ciferrii is the source of this 3504-nucleotide messenger RNA. It is a transcript of the gene GIN4, whose product is annotated as protein kinase GIN4. NCBI's taxonomy places the organism in Eukaryota, Fungi, Ascomycota, Saccharomycetes, Phaffomycetales, Wickerhamomycetaceae. Gene Ontology annotation, molecular function: protein serine/threonine kinase activity; ATP binding; tau-protein kinase activity. Gene Ontology annotation, biological process: protein phosphorylation; microtubule cytoskeleton organization; intracellular signal transduction. The record is from RefSeq and is a predicted model, not a curated record. The transcript has a single exon. Gene Ontology annotation, cellular component: cytoplasm. Bases 1 to 3504 code for a protein of 1167 amino acids.